ACCGAAUCGCAGACGAAGUAUAUUGAAAAUCGCAUCGUACGACACCAGAAUAGCUCACCGUCGUCCAUUGUUGAGAGCCUACGGCAGCUGAGAAAAGGAGUUAUAAUGAUGGUACACGAGCAGGACCUUAUGCGCCAAGAGCUCGCCGAACUUCGAGAUGCAAAUGACCGCCUCAGCCGCCGUCGUCGUACGAAAAGAAAGCAGCUACAGAAAGGAGGGUCCCUCACGAUUGAUCAGGCAAAGGAUUUGAAGGCUCAAAUCGAUGCGACGCAGCAGUUAAUAGCGGAAACGAGUCAGAAUAGUGGUCGUACGAGGAGGCCCGAAACGCGCGCGCGACGAUGUGGCGUCUGCGGCGAGCCCGGUCAUAAUGCUCGUACGUGUCAGAAAGUUGUAUCUGCCUCUGAAGAAGAGGAUUCUGAAUAGUUUGAAUUGAUUUAAGGCG
This is a messenger RNA of Microdochium trichocladiopsis, 442 nucleotides long. RefSeq lists its product as uncharacterized. The annotation marks the transcript as partial. Gene Ontology annotation, molecular function: zinc ion binding; nucleic acid binding. Lineage: Eukaryota; Fungi; Ascomycota; Sordariomycetes; Xylariales; Microdochiaceae. The record is from RefSeq and is a predicted model, not a curated record. The transcript has 2 exons.